Molecule: messenger RNA, 4640 nt
Organism: Melanotaenia boesemani (Boeseman's rainbowfish)
Lineage: Eukaryota; Metazoa; Chordata; Actinopteri; Atheriniformes; Melanotaeniidae
Product: mitogen-activated protein kinase kinase kinase 5
Exons: 28
Coding region: 15-4139 (1374 amino acids)
Biological process (GO): cellular response to stress; MAPK cascade; protein phosphorylation
Molecular function (GO): MAP kinase kinase kinase activity; ATP binding
Source: RefSeq, a predicted model, not a curated record
GGGAGUGUUUGUGGAUGAGUGGUGCGAGUGGAGGCGGCGGCGCACCUGGGGAUUUACUAGAACAAGUAACACUACUGUUGCAUUUUAAACUCAAGUUUUCCCAACGACGGACAUGCAUUGAGUUAACUGCAGGAGAGGAAAAAGGACAGAAAAUGUACACGAGCGAGCGCAGGCGAAUGAGCCUGCACGAGCUGAAGAGGAAGGAUCCGGUUUGGGUGUCUGCUGGAAGUUUGUGGCAGGACUCUCUGGCGUUAGAGCUGAGCACCAGCUGCGGCUCGGGUAAACAAAUCAUUUCCCCACGAAGUCGGACCAGAGCGGUAUCCGUGGCUUAUAUUGUAAACGAAGACGCGUCACUGCCGCAGACUGAGGAGAACUUGUCCCUGAAAUGCCUGAAAGAAGCUUGCGCGGACGCGCAUGCCGUUUUAAAAACUAUUUCGGCAGAGAGAAUAUCGCUAGGAACCACAGAUGUCCUGGAUGGUUUCUACAACGCAGAUGUUGCUGUGGUGGCGAUGAGUGACACUUUCUGUCCGCCGUCCCUCUUCUACCACCUUGGAGUGAGAGAGAGUUUCAGUAUGACUAAUAACAUCAUUCUGUAUUGCCACAAACAGGACAGUGACCUACUUGCUUUCAAGGAGCAGUGUGGGAGUUACACAUUUAUUCCUUACGUGGUAUCGCCUCAGGGCAAAGUGUUUGCCUGUGAUGCCAAAAUGGUGACGUGCAUCAAAGAAUUGAUGCAGCCUAGUUUUCAGCUGGAGCCGCUUCUCACCCCACUGGUGGACCACCUGGUGCAUCUGCUUAACAAUGUGCACAUUCAGUCCAGUGAGUAUUUCCGGGAGUCAAUCAGGCAUGAGAUUCGUAUGGCACGGGAGCGCUUCAGCGGACAAGCCCUGAGUGAGGAGUUGAACCACAUCCAGAAACGCUUGGACAGUGUAGAUCUGCUCACCCCUGACAUAGUCAUGAACCUGCUACUGUCCUACAGGGAUGUUCAGGAUUACGAUGCCAUGAUCAAACUUGUUGAGACUCUGAACAACCUACCAAUGUGUUUGGUAGCAAGACAUCAGAAUAUCAAGUUUCACUAUAUAUUUGCUCUGAACAGAAGAAAUAAACCUGGAGAUCGUGCCAAGGCUUUGGAAGCAAUUCUCCCAAUUGUGGAGUCAGGAGACAAGGUGGCAUCAGAUGUGUUCUGCUUGUGUGGACGGAUAUACAAAGACAUGUUCAUGAGCUCAGGAUUUACUGACCACCGCAGCAGAGACCAGGCCUGUUAUUGGUAUGGAAAAGCCUUUGAGAUGGAACCGACUCUUCACUCGGGUAUAAACAGUGUGGUCAUGCUGAUGGCAACUGGACAUAAGUUUGAGACUUCUAUUGAGCUGCGAAAAAUAGAUGUGACCUUAAAUGCACUUCUUGGUAGAAAGGGUAGUUUGGAGAAGAUGAAGGACUACUGGGAUGUAGGUUUCUAUCUUGGAGCAAACAUCCUCGCUAAUGAGAACAGAAAAGUCACUGAAGCCUCUGAGAAGCUCUACAGACUCAAAGCCCCAAUUUGGUUUGUAGCAUCCAUUAUGGAAACGUACAUCUUGUACCGUCAAUUUGUGAAACUGCCUGAGGUGAUAUCUCCAAAACAUGAAACGGUGAACUUCUGGAUGGAGCUUCUUUUGCAGGCCUGCAAACCCACCAUCUCCACAGACCACUGCCCAGUGCUCAUUCUUGAGCUCAGUAAUGUCUUCCAACCAGCUGUUGUUAGUGUGAGUGAAGAGGAUGAAAGUCGUACUGUUCAGUUGAGACAUGUCACACCUUUAAAGAAAGGCUUAAACAAGUGGACUUUUCCAGCAUCUGCAAUUCGGUGUGUGAGUGCUUCAAAGUUUGACGAGCGGAGCUGCUUCCUGUAUGUCCACUACAACUCGGACGACUUCCAGCUUUACUUCCCCUCUGAGAGCCACUGUAAGGGAUUCUGCGAACUGGUGAACUCUCUGCUCCAGCAGGCUGAAGGCCCGACUCAGGACCCAGAACAUCUAAAUGAGGGAAUACUAGAGUACAUUUAUGAGACCAAUGAGAAUGGCGGCAAGGUGGUUCUUGGGAAAGGGACGUAUGGUGUCGUUUAUGCUGGAAGAGACCUCAGCAAUCAAGUUCGGAUUGCUAUCAAAGAGAUCCCUGAGAAGGACAGCACGUACUCCCAGCCACUUCAUGAGGAAAUAGCUCUUCACAAGAGGCUUAAACACCGGAACAUUGUUCAGUAUCUGGGCUCCAUCAGUCAGGAUGGCUUCAUCAAAAUUUUCAUGGAAGAAGUGCCAGGAGGAAGUUUGUCAUCACUGCUGCGCUCCAAAUGGGGUCCUCUGAAAGACAAUGAAGCCACAAUCACUUUCUACACCAAACAGAUCCUCGAAGGGCUGAAAUACCUUCAUGAUAACCAGAUAGUUCACAGAGACAUUAAGGGUGACAAUGUGCUGAUCAACACCUACAGCGGAGUGUUGAAGAUCUCUGACUUUGGAACAUCUAAGCGGUUAGCUGGGAUUAAUCCCUGUACUGAGACAUUUACUGGAACUCUUCAGUACAUGGCUCCAGAGAUUAUAGACCAAGGACCUCGAGGUUAUGGGAAGCCGGCAGAUAUCUGGUCCCUGGGGUGCACUAUCAUAGAAAUGGCAACAGGCAAAACACCAUUUCAUGAGCUGGGAAGUCCUCAGGCUGCCAUGUUCAAGGUGGGCAUGUUUAAGAUCCAUCCCAAGGUUCCAGAGUGCAUGUCUGAUGAAGCCAAGGGCUUUAUCAUGAAAUGUUUCGUUCCAAACCCAGAUGACAGAGCCACAGCUGCAAAGCUACUGAUGGACACCUUCCUCGUGUCUUCCACCAGAAAGAAAGCUAAAGCCCCGCGAGAGUCAAAACCUAAAGAUGCAGCAAAUUCUGCUGACUAUCAGCGCAGCUUGUCUGUGCCUAUUUCCAUCCUUGUGGAGGACACCAGUUUAUACUCAAACUCAAUUGACCUGUCUUAUUCUCUGGACCUGAGAAGUCGCCAGUCUGCAGUGAGGGCAGAUGAAAUCUCUGAGAACCCACCCACCACCAGCAGCUUUCUAUUAAUACCAGAUGACUCCACAUCAGACAUGAGCAGUCCAGCCUCAACAGAUGAGAAUAUGGGUCUUUUUAUGCUGCGAAAGGAUAGUGAGAGGAGGGCGACACUGCACCGAGUUCUCACUGACUACAUCAGUCACGUUGUUUCCAAUCUACAGGCUUCUUUGCCUCAGUACGAUGAGGGGUCAUUGCUCACUACAGAGCACAUCAUCACACUCGUUACCUGCUUGAGAGACCAUAUCCACUCUCCAGACAGAAAACAGCUGACCAACAGCCUGCUGGAGCUUCGUUCGGCCCUUUUUGCAUCCAGAAUACCUCUGAGCAGCCUGCACACUGUGCUCUUUAAUUUUCAGGAUGCUGUGAAUAAGGUGCUGAGACAACAACAGGUGAAACCACACUGGAUGUUUGCUCUGGAUAACCUACUAAGACAUGCUGUACAGGAGGCCAUAACUGUCCUUCUACCAGAACUGAAACUCCAGCUGCAGUCCUCAUUUGAGAUUGAGGACAGCACCCCAGAGGAGCAGCCUGCUGAUCCAGACACUCCUGUAGUUCUUGUCCCUGGCCAGCCGGAGGCGCCAGCAGACUCAUUUAUGAAUGGGAUUGCACCUACAGUCAGCCCUGAAUCUUCAGCUGACAUCAUCCCUAACAGCAGCUGUUCCCUCAGUGAGAAGCUGAGAGACCUGCAAAUAGAAACCAGGAGACUGCUGAGUCAGCUGAGAGAGAAGGAGCAAGAGUACCAGGAGCUGUUGAAGAACUCUGUCCAGAGAAAACAGGAACAGAUAGAUGCAAUGAGCAAAACAACUGCUGUUGAAGAUGGCAAGUUGGCCUCAAAGAAAAACUCUAACCCAGAGACGAGAGCUUUGGUUCGCUGGCUGAAGUCUGUCCCUGUGGAUCAAGACACUAUAGAUAAGUUGCUCUUUCAUGAGUUCACCUUGGACUGCCUCUUCUCCAUGGCCUCCAGGGACGACUUGAUGUACUGUGGAUUAAGAGGUGGCAUGCUGUGUCGAGUCUGGUCAGCCAUUACAGCUCGCAGGAAGACUCAGCUCACGACGCACAGUGAGGACUGUGAGGACACUCAUCUUUAGCGAAUGCUGAUGUUGUGCAUGAAAGGGCAUUAUUAUUGACAGGCUGGUCCUGUGUGAUUUGGAGGAACAGAAGAUCUGAUGUAAAACAAGUUUUUGUUACUUUUAACUGUGAAUACUUUCUCAUUUUUAAAAAAUACUGACAACUUGUAGUUUAUGCGCCUGUAAAGUAAAAUUCAAUAAUCUGUACUCAUAAGUCAAGUCUUACUUAAUAAGUCAUACAAGCAGUUUUAUUUUAAGUUUUUUCUCAGGGCUUUGGCAAGUGGGAAUAAUUUUGGCUUUAAAAAGUUGCCUAGCAGAGUAUUUAUUAGUUAAAUAAAAAAAAAUCUAAUGCAUUUUAAUAUGUCUUCCAGUGAUGACAUUUACUGGUCUUUACAGAAAGUUUUUUAUGGAUGUUUUAAGAUAAAUACCUCUGUAUUCUAAGAAAAAAUGUUUUGUUUUGUUUUUUUUUUUUUACUAUACAUCAUGUCAAAAUUCAUUUAAAUAAUAAAGGAAAACAUUUUA